Messenger RNA from Rhineura floridana, 3394 nucleotides. It is a transcript of the gene MPZ, whose product is annotated as myelin protein zero. Bases 89 to 841 code for a protein of 250 amino acids. The transcript is spliced from 6 exons. Lineage: Eukaryota; Metazoa; Chordata; Lepidosauria; Squamata; Rhineuridae. Gene Ontology annotation, biological process: myelination. Gene Ontology annotation, cellular component: membrane. The record is from RefSeq and is a predicted model, not a curated record.
CCGAGGCAUCCUUUGGAAAGGAAUCGCCGUCCCUGCUGCCAGCUCAUCCCCUCCAUGCAGCUCGGGAUUGUACAGUAACCACAAAGCCAUGGGGUCCCCAGGCAGCUUGGGGAGGGAGAGAGUCGCCCUUCUUCUGCUCACGGUGCUGGUUUCGACAAUGGUGCUAACUCCAACUUUGGCCAUCCACGUUUACACAGACCGAGAAGUCCAUGGCACGGUGGGAUCCAAGGUUACACUUUCUUGCUCCUUCUGGUCUAGGGAAUGGAUCUCCAAUGACAUUUCCAUCACUUGGCACUUUCAGCCGGAAAAUGCCAGAGACAGUGUUUCAAUAUUUCACUACGCCAAAGGCCAGCCUUACAUAGACAACAUAGGGACCUUCAAGGAGCGCAUUGAGUGGAUCGGGAACCCCCGGUGGAAAGAUGGUUCCAUCGUCAUCCAUGACCUGGAGUACACGGACAAUGGCACCUUUACCUGUGAUGUCAAGAACCCACCUGACAUCGUGGGAAAGUCAUCUCAGGUCGUACUCUACGUCUUUGAACACGUGCCCAUCAGGUAUGGCGUGGUGUUGGGAGCCAUCAUUGGCGGUGUGCUGCUUGUGGUCUUUGUUGUCUUGGUGAUAGCCUGUCUCAUCAGGUAUUGCUGGCUGAGGAGGCAAGCCACCCUCCAGCGGAGGCUCAGCCUUAUGGAGAAAGGGAAACUGAGGCUGGGCAAGGAUUCUUCGAAAAGACACCAUCAGCCUCCCGUUCUGUAUGCCAUGCUGGACCACAGCCGCCUCACCAAGUCGGCAAGCGAGAAGAAAUCCAGGGGAGGCCUGUGCGACUCCCGCAAAGAUAAGAAAUAGCGGUUAGCCAGCAGGGAAGGUACCCAGAAGAAGGCGGGCGAGAAAAAGGUCGUCAUGACCAUCGAGAUGGAACUGAAGAGGGACCAGCUCAAUGCCGAAGGCCUCAAGCCCGCCGUCAAGUCCCCCAGCAAGAACAGCCUCAAAAACGCCCUCAUGAACAUAAUCAAAAGUGAUUCGGAAAAGUGAUUUGAAAAAGGGUGGGGGAUACGAUGAUCCCAGCCCUCCACUUUCUGAGGAGAGAGGCCUGGGAUACUCUUCCUCUUCAUCCAGACCUCUUGGUUUUGUAUCCUGCCAUGUUUUCAUGUACUUCUAGUGAGGGGCUGAUGGGAUUUUGGCAUAUUCCUGCCAGCAAAAAAACACAGCUUAAUCUCUGUCCUUCUUUUCUCCUUCAUCUUGAUGGAGAGACCUUCGUAUCAUCUAUGUAAUAUCCAAAGCACAGGGGGUUUACACCCACUUAAGCGACUUAACGUUAUUAAUCACUCCUAGGACUUUGCGUGUACAUUAAAAUAAAGAGGCAAGUGGGGAUAGGGUAAUCCUAGCCUAGGGUUCCCUUCCCCUUACGAGGAGCCUCUUCUUAUCUUAAGUCCAGAAACAGACCGGUUUGCCCUCUUGUGACACCGGGACACCCAUUCUUUGCUACAGUCAACACAAAGACUCCCUACAGCUUUUUUUCGGAGGCACGGGUGACUCUCCCGUGUCACCCAGUGCGGUCACAGUAACACAGAGACCUCCGUGAGAAAGCUGUAGAGGGAGACAAAAACGUACACAAAGUGGACAGGAGGUUAUAUCCAUCUUAGGCCUACUCAGCCAUGCUUGUUAAUUUCAAUGGGUCAACUCUGAGUAAGACUAAUGUUGGAUAGUUUAUGCUCUGAUUUAGCAGAAAUCUGGCCUUCCCUUUAGGGUGAGUGUUCACCCUGAACUGCAGGGCUCAAACUCCCAUCAGUCACUAGGCCUGAUACAAUGCCUCAAGGGCUGGAUAAGACAAAAUAUCCCUCUAGUAUUCCCUCAAAAAUCCCAAAACAUUGGCAAGAAAGACAAGCAAAACCCCAGAAAGGGGUAUCUUCUACUGCUGUGAACGGCUGUGACACAACCCUCUUCUGCUCGGAGUUUUGAGCACAGGUGUAUUUUUUUCCUUUCCCCCCCCUUUUUAAUCCAAGGACCAAAUUUACAUAUAUAUGUCUCAGAUUCAAAAGGAUGGUUUAACUCCCUUUCAUGUAAGGUCAUGCCACCCCACUCUCGGUGGUUUACUUCAGCCCCCAUUCUGAUGUUACUCUAAGCUCAGCGGAGGAAAGAAAUGGGUGAAAGUAUUAAUAUUCUGAAAUGCAACGUAAUAUUUUGCUGGUACUCCAUCUCUGCCUACUUUUGCAGUCAAGCACAAGCUUUCUUUGCCCCAAUCCCCACAAAAAAGCACACCUCAGGGGUAUCGAUAGAAUAAGGUACUACCUGUUCUCCAUGGAAUUUUGCUUCAGACAAAUUCAGGGGUUCCUUGUCUGAGUGAAGCAUCUGAGGAAUUUCGGGAGAAAACACCACCGAAAUCCCACAGGGAGGGGGCUUCGCCCAUCUCUGGGAGGUCACCAAAGUUUGCCCAAAGCGAAAUUCUAGGCAAAUUGUGAAGGUUUGGGGCACAAUGUCUGAGGAGAGCCAAAAGGGUUUUUGAUCACAAAAAUGUCUCAGGCAGAUUUCCACACAUCCUUUCUCAAAAGUAACACCACAUUCCAUGAUUUCAUUUCCUGCCACUUCAUUGAUGUUCUGGUUCGUUUUGCAUCAUCACUAAUCCUUCAAGGGAAAUGAAGCCAUCCUUAGGACAAGCCCUUUCGACAGCGGUUAAACCUUAUAGGAUGCUUUCCAAUCCACAGGAGGGUUAUUAGUAUUAUUAACCACUGAUAUAUUUCUGUUAAGUCUUUCUCCCCUCUUCUCUCUCUCCCCUGUGAUCGAAUGCCACAUGACGUCACACGGUUAACAUCUCUUCAUGUUGAGGCCUCAGUCUGUCAUUUUCCCUGUCCUUAUUUUUGUGUGUGUAUGAUUUGUUCUUCUCCAUUUUCAGAUUAAGUCCUGUUGCCCAAGACAACAGGUUCCAAAACAAACCAAUGGCCGCCCGAAAUUCUGGGGGCAAUAGUUCUGCUAGGCCAAGAAAAUGCCAUACUGUUGAGGCACAGGUCCCACGCCAUCUUGUUACUUGUGCUUGGACAAACUACGGCACCCGCUACCCUAUCAUAUGUGCACUCCCUUCAGAAUCUCCCUUUUUAAUUGCGAGCAGAGAAAUCUAACAGCAUCAGCUUAUGGCAGGGCCUAGCAAGCAGAUUUGUCUCCAUAGAUAUGUAUAUAGCAGUCCAUAACACAGACACACACAACACUUUCUACAUGGAAGACUCAAGUGCAUUUCUGUUUGGUGUUUUGGUUUUAAUGUUAUCUAUGAUGUAUUAUGUCACUUCCUUUUGGGGGGGUAGUGGGGCUUUUCUCAACUUUGUGUACAUUCUCUCAAAAUCAGCAGCAACAACCAAAAAAAAUUGACAUAAUUAAAAAAAGUUAAUAAAAAGACUGACAUUUCUGUAC